Hordeum vulgare subsp. vulgare (domesticated barley) is the source of this 836-nucleotide messenger RNA. RefSeq lists its product as uncharacterized. The record is from RefSeq and is a predicted model, not a curated record. Lineage: Eukaryota; Viridiplantae; Streptophyta; Magnoliopsida; Poales; Poaceae. The coding region runs from base 284 to 661 and encodes 125 amino acids. The transcript has 3 exons.
CACCUAUUUAAGGCCCCCCUUGCUCCCUCAGCCCCGUGCAGCACCCCAUCUCCCACUCAGAGCCUCCCCAAACCACAAAUUUACCAAUAGUGGACAUCUUCCCCGCCUCAGGAAGUGCCGCUCAUUGUCGUCUCUCUGUUAAAUUCGAUGCCACCAAAGCUUCUCCCGCUCCACUCUCUCCACCAGAAACUUAUUCACGAUCCAGCAAACCCAUUCCCAUCUCCCAUUCCGCCGAAAACCACCCAGGGGCAGAAGUCCCUUUUGACCGUGGCCAUCCUCCGCCAUGUUUGAAGCUCUGCUCAACCUCGAGCCCUCCAGCAACCCAUUUCCCAUCCAGCAGAUGCGGUCUCCUCUCCUGAGCACGUGGAUGUGCCGGGCGCUGGAAACGGAGCCUCCUAGCGCUCGCAAUCAUCGUCGGAAUUCACUCAUGUUUCUAUCCCAGGCGCGGGAGGAAGAAGGUGAACCUAAAAGGUGCGUCCCACCUGUCGGUGAGCCAGCCGACUCGCCAGUGGCGCUGCCAGCCAGAAAAUUGGAAGGGCGAAUACUUUCAAAAUCUUUGGAGUGCAACCAAACCUUCUACAUACUCAAGAUCGCGUAUUUGGAGAGGAGCACGAUGAAGACAAUCGGGAACAUAGGCAUCGAAGAUAAUUGGCGCGUGUGAAGGAGUUACCCAGGUCGGUUGUUCCUAUGGGAAUGGAGUCCCAUAGAUGCUCGAGAUUGGCGAGACCCUUCCGCCAUUAGCCACUAGACAUUUUUGUUGUACCCUUGAUACGUCUCCAACGUAUCUAAAACCUUUUAUUGUUCCAUGUUAUUAUAUGUUCUUUCUAGGAUACUUU